AUGGCCGCUCCCGCCGUCGCUCAGUCGCUCGACCCAACCAGCGGCUGCUUCUACCUCACAGGAAGCUCUCUGUGCCCAGGCUUCGAGGGUUCGUAUGUCAAUGUCAACGACAACACAGACACCUACCCGUUCUUCUCGAAAGUCUACGAUGUUCAAGACUUUGACCGCUAUGGCCUCCAGUACAUCAACAAUAUUGCCACCACCAAGCUCGGCAACACCAUGGGAUGCAACAAUGCAAAGUCGACUACUAUUCGCUACGAGCGCACUGUUCUCUGUGGGAUCUGGACCAGUACCGCUGGCUCUUUGACCUGCAUUCAAACUUUCCAGGGCGCGGCAGCUGUUCUUCCCAAGCAGGUAUGCGCGUCAACAUGCGAUCAGAACCAGCAGUCGCUGCAGGACAUUGCAUCCAACUCGACCAUCUGCGGGAGGGACCGCACCAACGGUGCCCGUAACAAUCAGAUUUCCGCCGACUAUGCCGCUUGCUCGGCGGGCGCCUCGUCAACGGCAGCGACCUGCGUCUCUGGUGACAUGAACGAGCACAACUGCGGCUUCUCGAACUCGACUGCCCAGGUGUGCCAGCUGUGCGCGACCUCCCCCGAGCAGUGCUGCGCUGAGCCCAACUUUGACAUCAGCGGACUUUGUGGCCUUGACGCCUCCGCGCUCUCUUCUGCGGCUGCCACCAGCACCGCCACCCCCGGCGCUUCGAAGAAGAGCUCCAGUAGCAAGGGCAUCUCGGGUGGUGCGAUCGCCGGUAUUGUCGUUGGUGUUGUGGGCGGUAUUGCUCUGAUUGCCUUUCUCGCGUUCUGCCUGUGGCGCCGCAAGCGCAACAACAAGGAGUCCAACGGACGUCUACUCAUGUCGCCUGAGGAGAAGAACCACGAGACUGGAUGGCGCCAGACGACACCCGAUAACUCAGCUCAGAACUCUCCCGAGGUUCGGAGCGGCACCAUUCCCGAGGCUCCUGUCGACCGCUCGCAGACCAUGACGACUGUCCCUGUUGGCGCAGCUGCGGCUACGGGCGCGCUCGCGGGCGCUGGGGGUGCCGCUGCCGCUGGACACUCUGCGCAGGCGGGAGCCCCGCACACGUCCAACUUUGCCGCCUCGGGUACUGGACCCACUGCGUCUCCCGCUGCCCCGGCCUCCUCAAACUUCGUUACCAACCCGUCUGUUGCUGGCCCUACGGCCUCUGGUGUCGGUGCUCCCGGUCUCGCUAGCGGCGUUCCCUCCUCUGGCUCUUCGCAUAGCCACGGUGGUGCGAUGGUUGGUGCUGCUGCGGCCGGUGCCGCUGUUGUUGGUGGUGCUGCUGUUGCUGCCAACAAGCAGCGUCGUGAUGCUCCUUCGCCUCCCGCUAAACGUAACGUUUCGCCGCCCGCUCCCAUCACCGUCCCUCAUCAGUCGAUGCCUCAGCAGCACCCUUCGACCACGCCCACAGCGGCCGCGUUCCCUCACGUUCCGUCAUCGCCUCCUCGCCCGUUACCUACGCCUCCUACGAGCACUUCUCCCAGGUCGCCCCAGUCGGCAUACACGCACAGCUCGACAUCCGCACCGCCUGCCUCGCCGCCUCGCGCCCUACCCCACGCCCCUGGCCCUAUGGCUGCGCUUGCCGCUGCCCCCCAGGCCGGCCCUGCCAUGGUUCCUGCCCCAGCCGCCGCUGCUCCCUCCAAUGCCGCAAACAUGGCCGGUGUCGGUGCUGGCGCAUCGGCUGCUGCUGCUGCCUCUGCCGCUGCGGGCGCAGACACGACUCGCCUGCAGCGCCUCGAGCUACCAAAGGGCAGCGGCCUCUGGAUCGAGGAGGGCUCGCAGGUCGUCGCCCAGCACCCGUACAAUGCCGCGCUCGUCGACGAACUCACCCUUGUGCCGGGAAUGACGCUGACGGUGCACGAGAUCUACGACGACGGGUGGGCGCGUGGUGUCAUCUCUGCAGGCGGGGAUGAGAACCAGGUCGGCCGCGUCGGCCAGUUCCCGACCGUGUGCGUCUCCAAGGCGUAA
Cutaneotrichosporon cavernicola is the source of this 1989-nucleotide messenger RNA. RefSeq lists its product as uncharacterized. The record is from RefSeq and is a predicted model, not a curated record. Gene Ontology annotation, molecular function: protein binding. The transcript is spliced from 5 exons. Lineage: Eukaryota; Fungi; Basidiomycota; Tremellomycetes; Trichosporonales; Trichosporonaceae. Bases 1 to 1989 code for a protein of 662 amino acids.